AGUGUCAAAAGUAACGGCGAUUUUUCCGUUUUGUGAGGAAAUAAGUAAACAUUCAAAAAACAGUAGAUACUAUAACAUAACGCCUAAACGCCAAACGCUGCGUUUAGUAAGCAACGAUUAAAUUGAAUUUCUAGAUUAUUUUCAUAUUGUUCUUUAAAAAAAAAUAGAGGACUUAUAAUGUCCGGAAAUAAAAAUGUAAAAGUUAAAGCCCCAGUGCCUAACCCAGUACCAAUGAUUGAGGAUGAGGACUCCUCUGAUGAAGAACUAAACCUUUCGGAUGAUGAGGGAGUCAGAGUUGACGGCAUAUAUAUUCCCCCUGUGAGAAAGGCAGCUCUAACUAUGGAUCCUAAUGGUCCACGAUUAGUAAUAACUAAAAUAGAGAAUAGUUUCUUUAAAAGUUAUGGCAAAGGAGUUGUUCUCGGACCAUUUCAUAAGUGUUUUAAUGCUAUAGUUGGUCCCAAUGGAAGUGGCAAAAGUAACGUUAUAGACUCUUUGCUCUUUGUAUUUGGAUACAGAGCUACCAAAAUUCGAUGCAAAAAAGUCUCUGUCCUACUUCAUAACUCAGAACAGCUUAAGAACAUACAGUCUUGUUCAGUGACUAUACAUUUCGCACGACUCAUUGAUAAGGAAGGAGAUGACUAUGAAUUUGAGCCUGGCAGUGGUUUUGUGGUAUCCCGUACAGCACACAAAGAUAAUUCCUCAUAUUAUGAACUUAAUGGAAAAAGAGUGCAGUUUAAAGAGGUGGCUAUUUUGCUGAAGAAACAUGGGGUAGACUUGGAUCAUAAUAGGUUUUUGAUCCUGCAGGGGGAAGUAGAACAAAUUUCUACGAUGAAAUGCAAAGCGGACAAAGAAGGCGAAUGCGGCCUUUUAGAAUAUCUCGAAGACAUUAUUGGUACCUCAAGAUAUAAGAAACCUCUUGGAUUAAUUAAUGAGAGAAUUGAGGAGCUCUCAGAUAUAAGAUCAGAAAAAAUUAAUGCCUUAAAAAGGGUACAAAAUGAAUUGGAUGAGCUUAAGGCUCCUAUGGAGGAAGCAGUAGGUUUUCUCAAAACUGAAAAUAAUAUUGUUAAGGGCAAAAACUUUUUAUACCAGAAGAAUAUACAACAAUUAACAGAGACCCUUGAAAUCGAAGAAGUGUCUCGCGGCAAAGUGGCUGAAGUUGAAAAGUCUUACAGUGAAAAAUUGGAAGCCUUAGCAGAAAAGAAAACAGAACACUUGACUCUUCAAGAUAAAGAAGCGACUAAUUACGAAGAAUUGAAGCAAAAAAAAGAUAAACUACAGGAAGAAUUUGACAAAUCCAGCAAUAAAGAUAUACAGUUAGUAGAAGAUAUAAAAAACAAAAAUAAAACUAGGAAAAAGACAAAAGAGCUGAUUAUUGAAGAGAAGGAUAAACUUGUUAAGUUGGAAAAGUUACCAGAAGAAAACGCGACUAAAAUAGGAUAUUUGGAGAAAAAAUUGCAAAAAGCUAUUGACGACAAGGGAAAAUAUGAAGCGGAAAAGAAUAUUUUGUUGCAAAGUGUCCAGCAAGAAACACAAGGGCUGCAACUUCAGAAGGAGGAAAUGCAAAAAGAUUUGGCUAAGCUAAAGGAGGCGGUGGACAAAACUAAAUCUGCCUUCAACAUAGCAGAAACACAGCUUCAAGUAUGUAUCAGCCACGAAAAAACCGAAAAAGACAAAUUGGAACACUUGAAAAAUAUUUACGAAACCUCUUCAGCUACAAUCGUGGAACGAACCAAGCAAGUAGCAGAAAUUCAGGAGAAAAUUCCCGCCACUAAGAAAUCUCUGGAUGCUGCCAAUAUUGAACUAUUAAAAGUGAAAGAGGAGGAGAUGAAUCUCGUGAACGUUAUCAGGUCGAAGAGGACCACGCUAGAAGAAGGAAAAAGUUCAAUGCAGGCCUCGAGAUCGAGCGGAAGAGUUUUGGAUUCAUUAAUGAGAGCUAAAAGGGAAGGAAAGUGUCCCGGACUAUUUGGUAGAUUGGGCGACUUGGGUGCCAUUGACGCUAAAUACGACGUCGCUGUUUCAACCGCCUGCGGUGCUUUAGACAAUAUAGUGGUGGACACAGCGGAUACUGCGCAAUGGUGCAUUGAGUUUUUAAAAAAACAUGACAUCGGUCGUGCAGUCUUUAUUGCCCUGGAGAAACAAGAAUAUUUGUGGGAUCAGGCGACUACCAGAAUCAAUACACCAGAAAAUGUUCCAAGACUUUACGAUCUGAUUAAAGUCCAAGACGAAAGGGUCAAGACAGCAUUUUAUUAUGGCUUGAGAGAUACUUUGGUAGCCAAUGAUUUGGAUCAGGCCUCACGCAUCGCCUAUGGAGCCCGAAGAUACAGAGUGGUGACAUUAACUGGGGAUUUGAUUGAAACUACAGGUACUAUGAGCGGCGGUGGUAAAAGAGUUCUUAGGGGCCGUAUGGGUCAAUCAGUGGCCGUAACCAACGUAGACCCGACAGAAAUCCAAAACCUUGAGCAAGAGGUUCAACGAAUGGAACAGAGAGUGCGUGAACUACGACAAAGGCAAGCAGCAUUAGAAACCAAAAUAAACGAACUUCAGCCGGCAUUAAGACAGAUGCAAAUUGACUUAGAAAAAUAUACCAGAGAAUUGAAUAGUUUAAAGCAGCAACAGCCCAAUAUCGCCAGACAGAUGAAAGAGCAAGAGGUCAAAUCAAAAUCCAUAAAAGCGGACGCAAAUCAAGUUAAGAAACUAACCAAAAUCGUAGAGGAAAAGAAGGCGGAAUAUGAGGAAGCAGCUGAAACAGCAGGUGCCUUGCAACUAAAGGUAGACAAAUUGACUAAAGAAAUUAAAGAAAAAAGCACAGGAAAGAUCAGAGCCGUGGAUAAAAACAUCAAAGAUGCUGCGAAGACCAUUGAAUCCUCCAAAAGUGAAAUUACAAAGCUGAAAGUGGCAGUUAAAACUGCUGAAAGAAACUUUAUCGCCACACAAGAAAACAUCGCUCGCAUGGAACAAGACAUCGAAGAUAUGGAAAAUUCAAUGAGGGCAAUGAAUGAGCAACGUAAAGAAAUCGAAGAAUAUGCAAAAACUAUAGUAACCGAAUUAGACGACAUUACGGAGAGGUUAAAAGAAAAAACAAGUGCCUUUUCCGAGGUCAAAAAGAUUGUGGAGCAACUGACUAAAGAGGAAAAUAAGCUCAAAUCGGAAAAAAUCGAUAUUGAUGAGAAGUUAAAAGUUCACGAUAAAAAAAUUAAUGAGCUUAAGAGGCAUAUGGAGGCAUGGAGAAAUAAGCUCGGUACGUUAAGGCUGCAGGACAUACCAAAUGAAAGCAUGGAGGAACUUAAGCAGUUUUCAAAGGAUGAAUUGGACGAGAGAUCUGUAGACAGUGUUGAAGAAGAAUUACAAGCGGCGGAAAAACAUCUGAAAGUGGCGAAACCAAAUUUUCAUGCAAUUCAGGAAUACCGUAAAAAGCAAAUAGUAUUUACACAACGUGAAGGCCAACUCGAAGAAAUUACAAAAAAACGGUCGGAAAUGCGGGCAGUUUUUGAUGAUUUAACAAACAGAAGAAAAUCAGAAUUUAUGAUCGGUUACAACAUUAUUAAAUUAAAGUUAAAAGAAAUGUAUCAAAUGAUAACCAUGGGAGGCGACGCCGACUUUGAAAUGGUCGACACUUACAAUCCAUUUUCAGAAGGCAUUCAGUUCAAUGUACGACCUCCAAGAAAAACCUGGAAAAACAUCUCGAACCUCUCGGGAGGUGAAAAAACCCUUUCCUCACUUGCCUUGGUUUUUGCCCUCCAUUAUUACAAGCCCUCACCAUUGUACGUCAUGGACGAGAUUGAUGCCGCCUUGGAUUUUAAAAAUGUGUCAAUAGUUGCCAAUUAUAUUAAAGAGAGAACUAAAAACGCACAAUUUAUUAUUAUAUCAUUACGUUCCAAUAUGUUUGAGUUGUGUGAUAAUUUAGUUGGGAUUUAUAAGACUUAUAAUCAAACCAAAACUGUUUCUAUAGAUCCGAGGGUGAAUGAGAAGACGAAAAAGCCGAAUGCGGCUGAACAAUCGGAUUCUACGAACAAUGAAAAAGAAAACGAGCCAUCCACUCACGGACAAAAUGCUGCUACUUUAACAUCUCAAGGAAGUGAAGUUACAAGAAGGAAUCCACACGUAUCCCAUUCGGAUCAAGAUACAGUACAAGAAACGCCCAGACAGUCAGAAAUACCUUCUUCACAAAACAACAUACAAUCGCAAGUUGUUGGUGGUAGCUCUCAAGAAAAUGAAAUGACAACGAGACAUUUACAUAUGUCUCAUUUAAAUGAAAAGACAAUUCCGGAAACUCCAGAACCUUCAAUAUCGGAAGAUAGUAAUGCUAUGGACCAGUAUACCGACGAUGAAAUUGAGGAAACUCCAGAGCACUCUGAAUCGGAUGACUAAAAAAUCUAGUUUUAUAAAAAAAAUUGUUUAUUUACAAUUUUUGUAAUACAUUUAACAUGUUUAAA
Anthonomus grandis grandis is the source of this 4433-nucleotide messenger RNA. It is a transcript of the gene glu, whose product is annotated as structural maintenance of chromosomes protein 4. The transcript has 22 exons. Gene Ontology annotation, biological process: mitotic chromosome condensation. The coding region runs from base 178 to 4368 and encodes 1396 amino acids. Gene Ontology annotation, cellular component: chromosome. Gene Ontology annotation, molecular function: ATP binding; protein binding; ATP hydrolysis activity. The record is from RefSeq and is a predicted model, not a curated record. Lineage: Eukaryota; Metazoa; Arthropoda; Insecta; Coleoptera; Curculionidae.